Molecule: messenger RNA, 267 nt
Organism: Meloidogyne enterolobii
Lineage: Eukaryota; Metazoa; Nematoda; Chromadorea; Rhabditida; Meloidogynidae
Source: the annotation of a GenBank genome assembly
AUGAGAGAACUUUUGGAAAAAAGUGCUAAUCUUCAUUUUAAUGCAAUUUUAUUAAAUAUUGAGGAAAUUAAUAAAAUUGAAAAUAAUUCUAAAAAUAAGGAGAAUAAUGCCAUUAAUAGGCUUUAUUUAUUAAUUCAUUCCCUUAAUACUACGUUAGAAAGAAGCUCAAAAUUUGAGGAUAUUUUUAAACAAGAAAUGUCUGAAAUUGUAAAUUAUGCUGAUAUUGGUUAUUGUACUUUUGAUUUAUUGGUGGGUUUAAUUCAGUAG